This is a messenger RNA of Exaiptasia diaphana, 4529 nucleotides long. Its product is annotated as SLIT-ROBO Rho GTPase-activating protein 1. NCBI's taxonomy places the organism in Eukaryota, Metazoa, Cnidaria, Anthozoa, Actiniaria, Aiptasiidae. The transcript is spliced from 13 exons. The coding region runs from base 381 to 2351 and encodes 656 amino acids. Gene Ontology annotation, molecular function: protein binding. Gene Ontology annotation, biological process: negative regulation of cell migration; signal transduction. The record is from RefSeq and is a predicted model, not a curated record. Gene Ontology annotation, cellular component: cytoplasm.
UGUAUUUUGCUUUCUUUUAGGGUUUUGAUUUCAAUUACCAUGAUUCAUUCAAAAAUGCAGUAGAAGCCUAUGCCACUGCUGAAUGUACCCUAGCGUCAUCAACCAUUCAAGGACUGGAAUCUGUACGUGAAGUAAAACUCACUGUUGAAGCUGAUGUUGACAAGAAUUAUUUGUUUGAAGAUAACCAAUCAACAUUGAAUUUACCAUUCACUAAUUUUCAUUUCUUACCAUACAGUGAGGAAGAGAAUUUUCAAAUCUCACCUCAGCAGUUGGACAUUGUAGACCACCAUUGUGACUUGUUUAGGAAACUAAAACAAAUUAAAGCUGAAACAGAUGAAAUUCAAAAGACAGUAGAAGCAACAUCAGAUGCUCUUAAGAACAUGUACAAACAAUGGGAUAAUGAAAUGAUGAAGAUGGCAAGUGGCCAAGUAGAAUUAUCUCAAGGAAUGCUCAGCUGUCAAUCUAUUAAAGCAAGCUGUGAAGAACUAGAAUUGUAUUUUGUUAGUAAAUUCAAGGAGAACAUGAUGACAAAUAGUCUUAAAAUACAACUUGACGCACAGAAUGAUAUAUUAGCAAGGGCUUUAGGUGAAGUAACUGAAGACACUGUUGGCAAGAGAGCUGCUUACCACAAGCAACUAGUAAUCGACACGAAGUCACCCCAAGCAGCAGCCAUCUUGGAUUCUGUACAAAAGAAAACAAAGAUAUUUGGCUGUAACAUGAGUGAAUACCUGAAGAUAACAGGGAGGCAGAUACCAGAAGUAGUGGAGAGUUGUGUACGUUUUAUCAAAAAAUUUGGUCUUGAUCAUCCAGGCAUAUUUCGUCUGUCAGGAUCAACAACUGAUAUCAACGAUAUGAAACAACUCUUUGAAGCAGGUCGUGAUCCUUUAGCUGGCUUGAACCACUGGAAGGACAUCAACGCCGUUGCGGGUCUUUUACGUGUUUAUUUUCGUGAAUUAGAUGAUUCUUUGUUCCCAAAGUCUCAUUAUAAACAGUUUUUAGAAGCAAGCAUGGGUCAGCCGUCAGAAGAAGAGUUGAUCAAGAAUGUUGCGUCUGUGGCAAGUUCUCUUCCAGAACCCAUCAUCAUUGUCAUGAGAUUUUUGUUUAGAUUUAUUAAUCAGGUUUCCGAACGCCAUGAACAAAAUAAGAUGGAUGCCCACAACUUAGCUGUCGUCUUUGGACCGACGCUUCUCCGAAUACCUUCCGAACAAGAUAUGAUCGCCUAUCAAAGYCACGUGAAUGGCAUGAUGGAAGUCAUUAUUAAAUACCCUGAUCAGAUAUUCCCUGGCGAAACCGAGGUAGACUCGGCACAACUGUCUGAAGCCGAGGAGAGUGAUAGCGAUGAAGAUUUCUGUCCAAGAGAUGCCGAGGCGUUGUAUGACUAUUCAGCGCGUUCUGCUAAGGAGCUAUCUUUCAAGAAAGGGGACAUUAUUCGAGUGUUUAAAAGGUUUAAUAAGGACUGGUGGGACGGCACGUUAAACGACACGGACGGAUUUGUUCCCGCUACUUACAUUAAACUAUUUGACGUCGAUCCAAACGACUCUGURCCACUCUCCCCUACGGGAGACGGGCUACCAAAAUCAUCCUCAGUCAUCUCACCUGGGGAUGGUUCCCCGUUUAGGCCAAAGGACCUAAAUGGACCACCUAGGGUUCCUAAAAGAGAAGGUUCCUUAAAGAAGCAUUUCGAGGUACCAAUACGUGCUAGCCCUGUAGCGCAGUCUCCUACGUCUGAAUCGCGCCCAUCGUCCCAGACUUCUACGCCUUUUGGAACUAAACAGGGCUUUAGAUUGGCAAUAUCGACUGAUGACAUUCUGAGUAAACAAAAAAAUCUACGUGCAUUACACAAAGAUGAAACACCUGAUAAUAUCAGUGAAGAGAAGUCGACAGAAGAAACCAAUAAAAGCUCAACAUUACCACGUAACCAUGGCUCGCCAUUAGUGUCUACCGAGGACUUGUCCAAAGUGGAAAAAGAUGACGUCGUUAAGAAAAACGAAAACGACCGAAGCUUUGAGAAGCGUGCUUACUCGUUGGAUCUCGACAAGACGCCMGACGAGGCAAAGCCGCUGGUUUGGCAAGUACGUGAAGCCACAGGAGGGACGCCCAAACAAGCGGAGACACCCCCCAGUCCUAGAUCUUCACUCGGACCACGAAUCCCCCCUGCCGUUAAGCCUAAACCUAAACCAAACCGUGGCCCUAAUCCUCCUUCUCGAGGCGAAUCUGGUACAGAUUUACUGGCUUCAAUCCACGCUGCGCAAGCUGCUCUCACYCACAGAACAAGUACAGAUGAUAAGAAUGAAGCGGAAAAAAGACGUGAAAGCCAAGGGUCUGUGAGCGAUGACACACAAUUGUUGUAACGCAAGUGAGUCCAGACCCCCCUGAUAUCACAAGGAUCAUAGGUGAUACGGUUCUUCAAGGUUGAGAUAUUUCAAUUGUAAAUACGUUCACUCUUUCUGUGCUUACGUUCCAUGUUGGGUUGAAUUAUUUAGAUUUCGGGGUUUUUUUUCGUCUUAAUGUGUUUGAAUGACCGUUCGCACAUCAGUUGAAGUUGCUGUUCUGGGUAGACAAUUAAUAGUUUGUAACAGCAAUDAUAAAAUCAUUUUAUUACCUGGGACGCGACUUAAAUCCUUAGUAAUUGGACACUCAUGACUAAAUGCUUGGACUGAGAUGCAUGGACUGGCUGCAUUGUUGCGAGCUGGUCAWRKUCAAGGUGRASCGAACGGCGUURAAGAUUCUCAGUCGCGCUCGACUGAAAACUAGCACGUGACAGUGCAGUGCUCUAUGUUAGCGUCCUCCACAGUAACUUUUCUGCGCUCAUCGUGACUCGCCCCAUUUCCGCAAAUUAUAUACAGUAAACCCCAAGAAUUAACAGAGCAAGUUGCAGUGAGGUGUGGAGAGGGGCUACAGCGCUGUCUCCCAGUUUAGCACGGCCUAUGACUUACAAUUUUUCAACAACAAAAAAUGCUAAAGGCAACAUGAAUGCUCAUGUGAAUGCACUAAAUCACGAUCUUCAACUGGAGAUUUGCAAACGUAAUGUCCAUUCACGACAGUACCCAGGUWCAGYGACCAMGAACAAUACCGCUGCAUGAGAACAGUUCGUUUAUKYUYACUGUAACUUGGUCACUGAACCUAAGUAUUCAAUAUCGUGGAUAAGUAAGGUAAUUCAUAUAAUUUUGAAAAGUAUAAAGAUUUUAUAGAUUUAAUGACUAGUGUUUUUUCUGAACGUCGGAAGUGAUUAGUUUCUCAGUAGUCACGUGACUUCGCGCGUUAUUUUUUCACCAUUCGAUUAUUUAAAAUGAGUUUAGAUCAAAUCAUGUGCUUGAAUUUUUAGCUCACAUGAUCAGAGCCUAGUGGUCACAUGACUUAUAUAUCAGUAUUGUCACGUGAAUAUCGCGUGGCAUUUCUAUUGUCCAUGAUGAGGGGAAUUUUUGUAUUCGCGAAUUUGUCUUUCCUAUUUCGAGUCGUGUACACGCGCUCGUCCGACCCCAUGUGCGUGUGGACGCAAAAAUCAUUGCAUUUAAAACAAUUACGGGUACAAAAAUACCCUGCAUGGUUAGGACCGUMSCAGACAUAUUUCGAGGUUGACGGAGAGAGCCGAACCGCUAAAAAUGUCUGUUACGGAGGCCAGACAAUACUAACGUUAUUGGUCUGUUUCUAAGUGUUGUGUUCGCCUCCAUAAAAUUGUAGAUAAAGUACUAUUGUAAAAUGAUAUUAGACAACUAGAUGAUAAUGUUAACGCCCCGCACUAUUAUACUGCUUAUGGAACUAUCAUCGAGAAGGCACGAUUAAUACGUUAUUAUGUAUGUUAUCAACCAGUCCAGUAUUUAUAUGACGUGCAGCAGUCAAAAUGUUAGAACGAAUUGCUAAAAGUUGAUAGGUGUCCUUUGCACGACGCUCAAUUUUACUACAAAGACCAGAAUACUUUAUUUUCAUUCUUAUUCAUACUUUUAUUCCUUUUUGAUGAGUAAAAUAGCGAAUGUGCAGCGACGCCAUUUUGUACAGCAAGGCAWGAUCGYAGUUGUAGUCCUCCCACUUUUUAUAAGACUCUUAAAAUCUCCCUAAAAAUCGUUUCCAUGCUUUAUUUGUAUAAUCGGCUCAAUUUUCUCUAUUUUUGCCAAGAGAAAACUUGGACAUGAAAAAUUAAGGACAAUUACUCYCUUAUGCUUUGUUGCACAAAAUGGCGUCGCUUCUCGGACCACCUAUUGGCAAUAAAUACAUCAUCAUGAAAGGAAACUUAGCAAAGGAUUCUGGUCUUGGUAGUAUUUAACGCAAUGUGCAGAUUUUCCUAGAAAAURAAAUGCGUACGUUUUGCUUUAUGUCUUGGUAUCAGUAAAAACUGGACAGUAAUGCGCAAAUGAACGUCSUGAACGUUUAUUGCCUUGCAAUAAAAGAAUCCUAUGACUUUUUGCAGGUAAAACGAUUUGUAAUAGAGAAUAGAGUAAAUCUUUGUUUAGUGGAAUUAUUUUCUAGAAAUCAAGAAUUAAUUGUAAUAAUUUAUGAGAAAAACAAAUUAAAAGAACAAUUUUAUACAUGUU